Molecule: messenger RNA, 5373 nt
Organism: Diceros bicornis minor
Lineage: Eukaryota; Metazoa; Chordata; Mammalia; Perissodactyla; Rhinocerotidae
Gene: SUGP2
Product: SURP and G-patch domain containing 2
Exons: 11
Coding region: 92-3370 (1092 amino acids)
Biological process (GO): RNA processing
Cellular component (GO): nucleoplasm
Molecular function (GO): RNA binding
Source: RefSeq, a predicted model, not a curated record
UGCAUGUCCCCGCCUCGCGCGGCGGCGGGUGAAGAGCCUGAGACGGUGGUGGGGGUGUCUCCGCGCGCGGUGGGCUCGGGGUUAGGGAAAUAUGGCAGCAAGGCGAAUUGUGCAGGAGACUUUUGAUGCUGUAUUACAAGAGAAAGCUAACCGAUAUCACAUGGACCCCAGUAGUGAGGCUGUAGGUGAAGCUCUUCAGUUUAAAGCUCAAGAUCUUCUAAGGACAGUCCCAAGAGCCCGAGCAGAUAUGUAUGAUGACAUUCACAGUGACAGCAGAUACACUCUGGGUGGAUCUGUAGCUCACUCUCGAGACACUGGGAGAGAAGGCCUGAGAAGUGAUGUAUUUCCAGGACCUUCCUUCAGACCAAGCAACCCUUCUGUAAGUGACGACAACUACUUUCGUAAGGAAUGUGGCCGGGAUCUGGAAUUUUCCCACCCUGACUCCCGAGACCAGGUCCUUGGCCACCGGAAAUUGGGACAUUUCCGUUCUCAGGACUGGAAGUUUGCACUCCGUGGCUCUUGGGAACAAGACUUUGGCCACCCAGUUUCUCAAGAAUCCUCUUGGUCACAGGAGUGUAAUUUUGGUCCUUCUGCACUACUGGGGGACUUUGGCUCCUCCAGGCUGAUUGAGAAAGAGUGUUUAGAGAAAGAGAGUCGGGAUUUCGACGUGGACCGUCCAGGGGAAGCAGACUCUGUGCUCAGGGGCAGCGGCCAAGUUCAGGGCAGAGGCCGAGGUCUACACAUUGUUGACCAGGAGGGUGCCCUCCUAGUAAAGGGAGAGACUCAGGGCCUGCUCACACCUAAAGGGGGGGUCGGGAAACUUGUCACGCUGAGAAGUGUGAGCACGAAAAAAGUACCCACUAUAAAUCGUAUUACUCCCAAAACUCAGGGCACUAACCAAAUCCAGAAAACCGCCCCAAGUCCUGAUGUGACCCUGGGGACAAACCCAGGGACAGAAGAUCUCCAAUUCCCUGCUCAGAAGAUCCCUCUGGGGCUCAAUCUGAAGGAUAUUCGGCUCCCCAGAAGAAAGAUGAGCUUUGAUCUCAUAGAUAAGUCAGAUGUUUUUUCAAGGUUUGGGAUAGAAAUAAUCAAAUGGGCUGGAUUCCACACCAUAAAAGAUGAUGUUAAAUUUUCCCAGCUUUUCCAGACUCUCUUUGAACUUGAAACUGAAACCUGCGCUAAAAUGCUUGCCUCAUUCAAAUGCUCCUUAAAACCAGAGCACAGAGAUUUUUGCUUUUUUACUAUCAAAUUUUUAAAGCACUCCGCUUUGAAAACACCCAGAGUCGAUAAUGAGUUUUUAAACAUGCUUUUAGACAGAGGUGCUGUGAAGACCAAAAAUUGCUUUUUUGAAAUCAUAAAGCCCUUUGACAAGUACAUAAUGAGGCUUCAAGACCGGCUUCUGAAGAGUGUCACGCCCCUGCUCAUGGCCUGCAAUGCCUAUGAGCUGAGUGUCAAGAUGAAGACCCUCAGUAACCCCCUGGACUUGGCUAUUGCUCUGGAGACCACCAAUUCUCUCUGCCGGAAGUCUUUGGCCCUUUUGGGACAAACAUUUUCUUUGGCUUCUUCUUUCCGGCAAGAGAAAAUCUUGGAAGCUGUUGGCCUCCAAGAUAUCGCUCCAUCUCCUGCCGCGUUUCCAAACUUCGAGGACUCCACUCUGUUUGGGAGAGAGUACAUCGAUCACCUGAAGGCCUGGCUGGUCAGCAGCGGGUGUCCACUCCAGGUCAGGAAAGGUGAACCCGAGCCCACUCACGAUGAGGAGAAAACUGUUCCUCCUACCAAACCCGAGAUUGAGGCCACGGCUCCAGGUGCUCUGAGUGAUGCAGUCCCCCAGCGAGCAGAUCACAAAGUGGUGGACGCCAUUGACCAGUUGGUCACACGUGUCGUCGGAGGCAGCCUGUCUCCCAAAGAGAGAGCUCUUCUCAAGGAGGACCCUGCUUAUUGGUUUUUGUCAGAUGACAGUAGUCUGGAGUAUAAAUAUUACAAGCUGAAGCUGGCAGAAACACAGCGCAUGAGCCAGACCUUGCCAGGGGUGGAUCAGAAGCCGGUGGCGGCUGAGUGUGCAGUCCGAGCCAUGCUGUACGCCCGGGCAGUCCGGAACCUCAAGAAGAGGCUUCUUCCGGGGCGGCGGCGAGGGCUGCUCCGAGCUCAAGGGCUCCGGGGUUGGAAGGUGAGGAGAGCGACCACCGGGACCCAGACCCUCCUCUCCUCGGGCACCAGACUAAAACACCGCGGCCGGCAGGCUGCAGGCUCCUUGCAAGGAAAGCCGCCCCAGCCAGACAGAAAUGAUGCUGCCCAGGACUGCCCACCAGAUCCAGCAGGACCCUCUUCUCAGGACGCCAGCACAGAAGCCUCGAGCCCAUCCCCCAAGCCAGGAGGAGUGGAAGUCUCUGAAGCCCCUCAGACCUCCUCUCCCUGCCUGCCUGCUGACGUUGACUCGAAGACAAUGGAGACUGCGGAGAAACUGGCCAAAUUUGUUGCUCAGGUGGGACCAGAGAUCGAACAAUUCAGCAUAGAAAAUAGCACCGACAACCCUGACCUGUGGUUUCUACAUGACCAAAAUAGUUCAGCUUUCAAAUUCUAUCGAAAGAAAGUAUUUGAACUCUGCCCAUCGAUUUGUUUUACGUCCUCUCCGCUGAACCUCUAUGCUGGUGGGAGUGCCCUAGGGCCCAUGGAAGGGGAAGGAGAGUUUGAUGAUGAGCCCCCUCAGCACGAGGCUGAGCUGGAGGGCCCAGAGGUGAUGCCUGAGGAAGACGAGGACGACGACGAGGACGAGGAGGAGGACGACGACGAGGAGGGAGGUGAGGAGGCCCUUGCUCCCAGAGGGGCCUCCAGGCCAGCAGGAGGGGCUGCCAAGUCUGAGGGUUCCGAAGGCAGCCCCAGUGCCGAUGGCCUCCUGAGCGAGGUGGCUGAGGAUGGCCCAGCAGGCACGCCUGCCCUGUCACAGGCCUCCUCAGGAGCCUGCUUCCCCCGGAAGAGGGUCAGCAGCAAGUCGUUGAAGGUUGGCAUGAUUCCAGCUCCCAAGAGGCUGUGUCUCAUCCAGGAGCCCAAAGUUCACGAACCAGUUCGCAUCGCCUACGACAGGCCUCGGGGUCGUCCUGUGUCCAAAAAGAAGAAACCCAAGGACUUAGACUUCGCCCAGCAGAAGCUGACUGACAAGAACCUGGGGUUCCAGAUGCUGCAGAAGAUGGGCUGGAAGGAGGGCCACGGCCUGGGCUCCUGUGGGAAGGGCAUCAGGGAGCCCGUCAGCGUGGGAACUGCCUCGGAAGGGGAGGGUUUGGGUGCCGACGGGCAGGAGCACAAAGAAGACACGUUUGACGUGUUCCGUCAGAGGAUGAUGCAGAUGUACAGACACAAGCGGGCCAACAAAUAGAUCAGAACCAUGGGUGAGAAAGAUAAGGCUUGAAGCAGCAAUUACUCUUAAAACGCCACCUCUGCCCUGGAUCUGCUCUGGAGCCAGUGCCCAAGUAGGUUUGGUGUGUACACAAAAAACAAAUGUCUCUCCAGUUUCUGGGGUGGAGGUUCCACUGGCUUUUCUUAAAGAAAACAAGAAUGCACCAUUUCCAAUCUCCUUUUGCCUUUCCCCGCUCUUCUGAAUGCUUUAAGCCGCAAGUCCCCCCCAGAUCUUUCCUGGUUCCCCUCAGAAGGUGGUGAUGCCGGUCUUCCCAUCCCAGGGCACAUUGCUCUCCAGAAGUGCUCUGUUAGCAAACUUGAAGCGAAAUGAUUACACGUUGUAUCUUCUUGUUUCCAGAAUUUAAAUAGGGGGUAUAAAUUGGUAAUAGUGGAGUCUGUGCUCUGGUACCACAGCCUGUUGGUCAGAACACUGACGCUCUUUGAACAGGUGGAGAUACUUGAUUGGAUGACCAUGUUAUUCCUGGAGUCUCAGCUCUUAAAUGCAUCCCAAGAGACCUAACGAACUUUAGCAACAGUAUAACAUAGCUGUGUUUAGUGGGGAGUAAUCAUCACACUGAUGAGACUUUCCCCAGAUUGACAUGUCUCUUUAGAAUCCACAAAGAAAGCAAACUACAGUUUGAUUUUUUUUUAAACCACAUGUGGAGUCUCUCCUACAAAGGGGUGGGGGAGGGUAUAAACUCUUCAAGAGUCUUUCUGUUUUGCAUGUGUGGCAGUGUAAAGAAUUGUUUUAUUAGGGCCUUUGUACAGAACAGCAAGGAUCCUCUUGGGGUGGGCUCGGCAGCUGUUUGCUAUUUCAAGGCAUAUGAUUGCUGCCCCUUCCAGCUUCUCGCAGUGCUCUGCUUCUUGCAGCUACAUGUGAAAUUCUCAGGCUGUGGGAAUCUCAACCCUUCCUCAUAAAGCAACAGUGUUGAAGUUUUAAAUAUGUGUUAAAAUCUGGAAAACUUGGGAUCCUGCUGACACUACAAGCUUGGGGGACAUGGCAAUGAGUUACCAUGUCAGCCUCUUUUAUUGGCUUUAAAUCCUUGCUUUCUCAUAGCCACAGCUCUCCUGGGCUGUAGUCCCAAGCCCCUCUGGUUCUGUCUUGUCUGUCUGGUCUGCAGCCAUGGCACAGCGUCACAGGCCUGUGCCGGCAUCUCACGUGCCCUCCCCGUGGCGCCUGUCGUCUUGUCAGGUGUAGCCCCCAGGGCUCUGCUUCUGGUUGCUUCUGUUGCUUUGGCAACUGGCAGGUUUUUAUGGCCGUGGAUAUGCUGGAGGUGCCUCAGCAGAGUUGAACCAGCCUGCAGGGGCAUGUAGUUUGGGGGAACCACAGCUACGGAGGUUCAUCUUCUGCUCCUUUCUUUGCUAAUUCUUCCAACAGCCUUCCAUGCUGGCCAAGGGUUGAGCGGAUGGAUAGAACUCUGAGAACGGGGCCUCAGUCCCCCGUGGCCUUUCUCAGAGUGCCAGCUGGCCCUGAGGGAGGCGCACAUCCCCAGCAUGGGUCCUAGCUUUCUCUCGAGCCUAGAUAGCUCUGCCCGUCAUAUUCGCUUUGUCCUAGUAUGUUCGUUCUGGGCUUUCUCCACUUUUAUUUAUAAGUAAAAUGCUUUAGGAAUUCCCAGGGUGUGAGCCCUGUCAGUGCAGCCUCCUGCCACUUCUCCUCCUGGGGACAUCGCACUUUGAGCUGACAGUGAUUGUGAGCUUUUGGCAAACAUCAAAGGCAACACCUACUUCUUGAGCCUUGGAAGUCCUCUGAGCACUCAGGUGACGCUUUUCCUGUGGAGUUGAUGUUGAGGCAGUGAAGGCAUUGCGGGAGCCAGGCAGAGCGUGGUGGUGUGUCCCUGUGCCAGCUGUCGGCUGGGGACCAGUGUGCUGACGCUCUGUGCCUGCCCUUGCUCUCUCUGGCCUAGGCCGCUCUGCAGGGAGCAUGUGUGUGAGCACAAUGUGCGUUUGCAUGGCCUUGUCAAAGUCACAGUGUCUUUUCUGUCA